CACAAUCGAAAUUUGAGAUGCUCAAUAAAAUUAUCAUCCAAAAGUAAUCACUUCCCAUGUUGUGUAGUCUCCAGUUGUUUCAAUACGUCCAUUUUGGUGGAAUUUACAGUUUGAGAUUGCGGAGACCUGGCAUUGUUGGCGGUGGAGUUCAUCUGAGAUCGUUAAGUGAAGAAAACAAUGAUCUGGGUGGCAACCAAGGUGAGUUUUUAGGCCUGGAUUUGGAGUCUCUGAAGAUUUUGUUGAAGCGGGGAGUCUUUAUUGGGGCAAUGCUUUAUUGUCUUUUGGUUUUCGUGUGCAAGAGAGUGCUCGCGAUGGAGGGAGUGGUGAAUGCAAGGUACGUAGUGAUUGAGCAGUGGGCAUUGUUGUUGAGGAAUGCGUGGCCCAAGGUUUCUAUGGUUCUUAAGAUUUUCAAAGAGCAAGGUGUGAUUUUGACUACACUUUUAGGUCUAUCUGCAUUCUUCUCAAUGGCAAAGACUUCUAUAACUACACUGUGGCCAUGGAAGGUUUGCUUUCUUGGUUUGAAGAUUGAUGGUUCUUAUAAUUAGUGAAUAGCAAUUGAAAUCUGAGUUUUAGUAUGGAAACAUCAAAAAAGUUGAAAAAGAUACAUAUAUGAAGUUGAAGAACAUUCAUAGUUAUUGAUUGUUAGUGUUUCAAUAACUUUUAUGGUUUAGAUAAAUAUAUGAAGUUUGUGGUUGUUGUGCAAUGGCAUUUGCUGACUUAAAUAUUGGGUUAAGUUUAGCAAAGAUUAAUCUGAUCUGCUAUUUCAAAUCUUGAUUGUGAAGUUCAUGCAGCAGUAUUACUGUUGUCUUGUUUGGUUUAGAGGAUGAUGUUGGUUUCUUAUAUGUUCAUGUGGUUCAUAUUAAUUCAUGGAAGGACAAGAUUUUUUUUUUUUAAAAAAUGUCACCAAGCCAUUGGGAAACUUUGGUCUCAUUGGUGAUUUAAUGCUAAUUUGUGUCAGCUUCGUAAGCUGGCUGAAAAAGAGUCUGAAGAUGGUGUAUUUCAAAUGCUUCACAGUGAUGUAACCUAGUUUUUUCACCACCAUUCUUUUUGGCACUACGUAGUAGUCUUUCCCAUCAUCACUUAACUAAUCCAGUUCUGUGUGUCUAGGAGACAAAUAGGAAUUCCUUGUAGAUGAAACUCAAAUGCUCUCUCAUAUAUUUGAAAUCAUUUUUCUUCUCGAGUUUAGAUAAGAGUGGAAUAUUCAGCAUGAGAACACAAAAAGUCUACAACUUACCAUGCAUGGGUUUUCUUUCUCUUUUGGAUUGCUUAUUUAAUAAUAUUUGUGCUCAUUU
Messenger RNA from Rubroshorea leprosula, 1292 nucleotides. Lineage: Eukaryota; Viridiplantae; Streptophyta; Magnoliopsida; Malvales; Dipterocarpaceae. The record is from the annotation of a GenBank genome assembly.